Molecule: messenger RNA, 1114 nt
Organism: Vespa crabro (European hornet)
Lineage: Eukaryota; Metazoa; Arthropoda; Insecta; Hymenoptera; Vespidae
Gene: RpII33
Product: DNA-directed RNA polymerase II subunit RPB3
Exons: 5
Coding region: 147-977 (276 amino acids)
Biological process (GO): DNA-templated transcription
Cellular component (GO): RNA polymerase II, core complex
Molecular function (GO): protein dimerization activity; DNA-directed RNA polymerase activity
Source: RefSeq, a predicted model, not a curated record
AAUUUUGGAUUAAAGUUUGAGUUGGAAAAGUUAUAAAGAUUUACAAGAUCAAAAUAAGUUAUAAACUUAUAAUAAUUAUUGAUAAGUUUAGAAAGUAUUCUAUAUUUUACAUAAGUGUAUUAGUUUUGAAAUAUAUUUUCUUUAAAAUGCCAUACGCAAAUCAACCAUCCGUGCACAUAUCAGACUUAACAGAAGAAAAUGUAAAAUUUCAAGUAGAAGAUACAGAAUUAAGUGUAGCAAACAGUAUGAGAAGAGUAUUUAUUGCCGAAACACCAACAAUGGCUAUUGAUUGGAUACAAUUAGAAGCAAACUCAACAGUUUUAAGCGAUGAAUUUUUGGCACACAGAAUAGGAAUGAUACCUUUAAUAAGCGAUGAUGUAGUAGAUAGAAUACAAUAUACCAGAGAUUGUCAAUGUAUGGAUUUUUGUCCUGAAUGUAGCGUUGAAUUUACUCUUGAUGUAAAGUGUACAGAAGAUCAAACAAGGCAUGUUACAACUGCUGAUUUUAAAUCAAGUGAUCCUAGAGUACUACCUGUUACAUCUAGACAUAGAGAAGAUGAUGCUAGUGAAUAUGGCGAAACUGAUGAAAUUUUGAUCGUAAAAUUACGGAAGGGACAAGAAUUAAAAUUAAGAGCUUAUGCAAAGAAAGGAUUUGGAAAGGAGCAUGCAAAAUGGAAUCCGACUGCAGGUGUCAGUUUUGAAUAUGAUCCAGACAAUUCUAUGAGACACACUUUAUUUCCGAAACCAGAUGAAUGGCCAAAAUCAGAAUAUAGUGAAUUAGAAGAAGAUCAAUAUGAAGCACCUUUCAAUUGGGAAGCAAAACCAAAUAAAUAUUAUUUUAAUGUAGAAAGCAGUGGAGCAUUAAAACCAGAAAAUAUUGUAAUGAUGGGUAUUGCUGCCUUAAAAAAUAAGUUAUCAAAUUUACAGACUCAAUUGAGUCAUGAAGUACAAAGUGAUGCUUUAAGUAUACACCAUUAAAUAAUUUCAUUAAAUAUUUACUACAUUAAUUAGUAUCAGAGAUUAUUUUAAAUACUAUUAAAAAAUAAAUAUGUACAGAUAUAUGAAGUAAUAAUAUUAAAAAUUGACAUACAAACAUAAUUUGUUAAAACCAUGUA